AUGAUGAAUAUACAUCGAGAUUCUUUUUUAUAUGAAUGUUUACAAAUUGGUGCAUUAUGUUUAGUUUGGUACAGUGCAUCAGCAGCAGGCAAUGUAAUUGUUAAAGAAUUACUUAAUGAAUUUCCAUUUCCGUUAACUGUUACACUUGUACAACUCUUAAGUAUAUGGAUUCUUUGUAUUCCACUUAUUCAUUUCUGGAAAGUUCCACCGCCUGAAUAUCUUUAUCAAAAUCGAGUAUACUAUUUUAAAAUUAUAAUUCCAUUAGCUAUAGGCAAAUUUCUUUCACAAUUAUCAUCUCAUGUUAGUCUUUGGAAAGUACCUGUUUCCUUUGCUCAUACAGUAAAAGCAACAAUGCCAUUAUUUACUAUAGUUUUAUCUCGAUUAAUCCUUCAUGAAAAACAAACUGCACCUGUUUAUAUUUCACUGAUACCGGUUAUGAUUGGUGUUAUUAUAGCAACAGUAACAGAACUUUCAUUUAAUAUGAUUGGUUUUAUCAGUGCUCUACUUUCAACAUUUGGUUUUUCAUUACAAAAUAUUUAUUCAAAAAAAUCAUUGAAAGAUAUCGCAAUUCAUCAAUUUAUAUUACUUUCGUUAUUAGCUAAAAUCGGUUGUUGUUUAUUUAUGCCUUUUUGGUUUUUUUAUGAUGGAAUUGAUAUAUAUUACAAUGAAAAAUACCAUCAAUAUAAAACAGCAAUACGAAUUAUUGCUUAUCUAGUUAUUGAUGGUAUACUUCAUUUUUUACAUAAUGUUGUAGCAUUCACAAUGAUCUCACUCGUAUCACCAUUGUCAUAUAGUAUUGCAAAUAGUUCAAAGCGAAUUGUUGUUAUUGGUACAUCAUUAAUUGUAUUACAAAAUCCGGUAACAUUUAGUAAUGUUGUUGGCAUGAGUUUAGCUGCAUUCGGUGUUAUGUUAUAUAAUAAAGCUAAAUAUGAUCAACGUCGUACUCAACAUAAAGAAACAAUUUUGCCAUUAGUUCGAGCUGAACCAACCUUAAAUUCAUUAAUAAAUUCAUUAACUCAUGAUGAACAUCAAUCUCCACAUUCGGGCACAGAAGUAUUAUCUCGUCAUCAUUCAUUAUCACAUGAAAUCCGUCCAUCUAUUUAUCAUGAAAUUCAAACAUUUAAAAAUGUUUAA
Messenger RNA from Adineta steineri, 1134 nucleotides. Lineage: Eukaryota; Metazoa; Rotifera; Eurotatoria; Adinetida; Adinetidae. The record is from the annotation of a GenBank genome assembly.